AUGUAAUUUCUUGUCACUAGCUUAUAUAAAAAUUUACAUAAAAAUUUCAAAGAAAAAAUUCUUGUAAUACCCAAACAUAAGCUAUUGAGAGAAAAUUAAAAAAAAAAUUCAACUUGUCUAAAUCAAAUAUGCCGAAAGCCAUACAGGGAAAAGAAGUUUUGGAGGCGCUUGCCGAGUUUAAGGAGCCCGUGACCUUGGAGGAAAUCGUUCGGUACGUUGCAGAAGCUAGUUCACAAUCAGCAGAUAAAGUGAAGAAGCUGGUCGAGGAUGUAUUGAAUGGUGGAGUGCGGUAUGGUUUUGUGCAGAAGCACAAUGAGUUCUAUUACCGGGUAUGCGACGCUGUGGAUGCUAUAGAUGAUAGCACCGAGAUGGACGACGAUGACGAAAUCGAUAGUGCGGAAAGUUUGGAGAGUGUGGACAGUGGGGACGUAACACCUGAACCGAAAUCAAAAAAGGGCACAGAGUCAAGGCCAGUUAAUACACGCAUGCCCUCACGAAAGGUAUCGAAAACGAAAAAAAUCAACAAAUACGAAAAGGAUCGGAGAAGUAAAAAACCGAUGGAUAUGCUCAGCGACGAAGAAGAGGAGGAAGAUGAAGACGAAUAUGCCCACGAUGAACACCGAAGUAGGCGAUCCCAUAAGUGCUGUAGUGACUGCGACAGUUUCCACCGCACACAGUCGAUUGACGACCACGGUUACUUGCGGGCUCGGAGUCGCUCGGCAUCGCGCCGUCGAUAGAGCAAUGCUGGCUAGAAAACGUCAUUUGUUGUCGUAUGAGUAAAAUUAGUUUAACAUAGUAAAAAUUGUCUGUGAAUUGUAAAAUUUAUAGUAGAAAAUAAAAAAAUGUGCAAUUUGAUUGAUUAAACAAAGAA
Messenger RNA from Zeugodacus cucurbitae (melon fly), 871 nucleotides. RefSeq lists its product as uncharacterized. The coding region runs from base 129 to 737 and encodes 202 amino acids. The transcript has a single exon. The record is from RefSeq and is a predicted model, not a curated record. Lineage: Eukaryota; Metazoa; Arthropoda; Insecta; Diptera; Tephritidae.